AUGGCCAAUCAUUCCUUUUUACUUCUUCUAUUCCUCCCUUUAUAUUUGAGCCAAAACCAAUCUGGAAAUGUCAAACAAAAUUUGAAUCUAUGCCAAACGAAUAUCUGUCAAAAUGGUGGUACAUGUCUUGUGGCGAGUAGUGUCCCAGUGACUACUACAUGUCCCAAGGACUCGAUUUAUUAUAUGGGAUACUGUUAUUUGUUCGAUGGGACCACAAGGAGUUGGAAUGAUGCCGCUCUAUUCUGCGACAAAGUCAAUGGAGCCACUCUUCCUCUUGUUGAAUCUGUGGAGGACCAGGCAUUCUUUGCUGGAUUUGUGCCAGCAAUGAUUCCUUCGAUGCCGCAGACCGACAUUCGCCCACCACCAGAUGGAAUCUGGACGGCUGUCAGAGGUGUUAACAACAUGACACGAGCAUCUUGGGUUUAUUAUCCUGGCUCAUUUUUGAUAACGGAGACAUUUUGGGCGGCACAGGAACCGAAUAUCUAUGUGAACUAUAAUGAAGUCUGCGUAGCCCUCGAAUCCAUCUCCUACUACCGCGACUGGACCACGGCUCUCUGCAACGUCCCAAAAUACACAGUAUGCAAAAUCGCUCCAACACAAAUCCAGGCUCAAUACGUGGCUCAAUGCUCUUGUCCAUCGGGGUUCGGCGGCCAAAAUUGUGAGACUCAAAUCACUUCGAAUCAACAAGAAUCGACACAACGAACAUGUGGAUCCGCCGAUUUUCAGUUUUCCUGUCCGAACGACCAGACGAUUUCAGUGGAUUACGCGUCGUUUGGUGCACAGGAAAACUCAAUGUGUAACCAAGCGAGCCAGGGAAGAGAGCAAACGUGCUCCAACGUCAAUUCUCUUCAAACAGUCAUUAAUGCAUGCGAAGGCCUUCAAUCUUGUGAGAUCAAAAAUUUGACGAGCACAUUUUCCAAUACACCAUGUCCUGUACCACAGGAACAGUACCUGGAGACCCGGAUGAGAUGUGGAAGUGCUCAACAAUCAUCCUGCCCAUCUGGCUUGAUCCAAUAUAAUGGGCGGUGCUACAGUAUGACAAUUGAGACGAACGAGAAAAAACAACGAACGAUGGCUGAUGCUGAACGAUUUUGCUCCCAAAGUGGUGGCUCUCUAAUCACAUCGAUGCCGGACGAUUUACUCCAACGAAUUGUAAUGAAAGUCAAUGAUGAAACGAAGAGACCAGUAUCAUUUUGGAUUGAUGGGGAGCAGAGCUGCCAACUCCUCACCAUCACCGGAACCUCCACCUCAUAUUCAGCUUGUCCAGCUUCCACGACAUCUACGGCUAACGCCGUCUGUUCCAAUGUGCCAUCGUCUCAGUCCUCCAUCUCUUCACGCCCAUCAGAAUCCGCUCCACCAUCUCCAGAGGCACAAACAGCGGCUAGAAGAGAAGUCUACACAGGAGUGCCUCCACCUACCGUACCCGACUCUCUCAACAAGGCCAAAUAUUGCAAGAAGGAGAAAACUGAUGGUGAGUCCCAUGGCCUAACCUUCAGAAUUCCUAGGCCAUUACCCAAAAUUUCUCUUCCAGGAAUCACAUACGACCAAACGCGGGCCUGUAUGCAACACGAGCAACCGUGUCCAGAUCCUCAGAACGUAGAGGGUACAGUAACCCGUUACUGUAACUGUCAAACUGCAAAAUGGGAAGCACCGGAUACAACGAACUGUACACAUCGCUGGGUUGCCGAAAUGCAGACGGCAAUUCAGGAUAAUCAACCAGUCGAGGAUAUCAGUUCAACAGUUAAUCGACAGUUGAAAUCCACAAUCCAACGAAAACUAUUCGGAGGUGACAUCACUGGAACCGUCCGUCUGAGCAAUGACAUGUUGAACCUGGCCAGAAACCAAUUUGAUAUAAUGAACGAUCGGAACCUUCGAGAGAAUAAGGCUAAAAAUUUCACCGAGAAUUUGGGAGGGUCCGGAGAUCAAUUGUUGUCUCCAGUGGCUGCUCAAGUUUGGGAUCAAUUAUCGAGCUCGAUUCGAAUUCAACACGCUUCGAGAUUGAUGAGUGUUCUAGAACAAUCUGUGCUGUUGUUAGGAGAUUAUAUGACGAAUCAAAAGUUGAAUUUGGCAUAUGUUAAUUGGGCGAUGGAAGUGGAACGCUCCGAACCAGAAUCUCAGGCAUUCGGAGCUGCUGCCGCUCCUCCAAACGUUCAGGAUGAUAUGGGAAUGAUGAGAGUUAUGGGUGCUGCACCCCCUCUUCAACCAGCCGAAACCAACACCACCAUCGUCUUCCCAUCCUUAAAACUGUCUCCAUCAAUCACUCUUCCGUCUGCGUCUCUUCUGAGCUCUGCUGUCUCUUCUUCCCAACCUACAGUAUUCGGAGGUGGUCCCAGUAUCCUUUCAUCGUUCCAAGACGAUACUCCAGUGGCUCAAGGAGCCGUUCCAAAUUUAAACAGAAAUCCUAUAAAACUUGGAACAUAUGCGUUUGCUGGAUUUGGAGCUUUGUUGAAUAACGGAGAGCAUACUGUAAUCAACAGUCAAGUGAUUGGAGCAUCGAUUGAGAAUGCUACUAGAAGUGUGACACUUCCCAAUGAUCAUCCAGUCACUUUUACCUUUCAACAUUUGACAACGAAAGGGGUUUCAAACCCUAGAUGUGUCUAUUGGGAUCUUCAGGAGAGCAAAUGGUCCACCACCGGAUGUACUCUAAUUUCGACAUCUUUCAACUCAUCACAAUGUUCAUGUACUCAUUUAACGAGUUUCGCGAUUCUGAUGGACGUUUCCGGUCAAGUGGGUCAGUUUUCGGGUGGUUUGGCGUCGGCAUUGGAUGUGAUUUCAACGAUUGGUUGUGCAAUUUCCAUUGUCUGCUUGGCUCUUUCCGUUUGUGUUUUCACAUUUUUCCGGAACCUUCAAAAUGUCAGAAAUUCAAUUCAUCGGAAUCUCUGUCUUUGUUUGUUGAUAGCAGAGUUGGUUUUUGUGAUAGGAAUGGACCGGACCGGAAAUCGAACUGGAUGUGGAGUGGUGGCAAUUCUGAUUCACUACUUUUUCUUGGCAUCUUUCUGUUGGAUGCUUCUGGAAGGAUACCAGUUGUACAUGAUGCUCAUCCAGGUUUUCGAACCGAACAGAACCAGAAUAUUCCUGUAUUAUUUGUUCUGUUAUGGAUGUCCCGCGAUUAUUGUGGCAGUGUCAGCUGGUGUCAAAUGGGAGGACUAUGGAACGGAUACAUAUUGUUGGAUCGACACCUCCACCCCAACAAUCUGGGCAUUCGUCGCACCAAUCAUCGUUAUCAUCUCCGCCAAUAUCAUUUUCCUCCUAAUCGCUCUAAAAGUCGUUCUCUCCGUUCAAUCCCGUGAUCGUACAAAAUGGGGAAGAAUCAUCGGAUGGCUAAAAGGAUCUGCGACCCUUCUUUGUCUCCUAGGAAUCACAUGGAUUUUCGGAUUCCUAACAGCAGUAAAGGGUGGAACAGGAACUGCGUUUGCCUGGAUAUUCACACUGCUCAAUUGCACUCAAGGAAUCUUUAUUUUUGUACUACACGUUGUCCUUAACGAGAAGGUGCGUGCUUCAAUCGUCCGUUGGCUGCGAACUGGCAUCUGUUGUCUACCAGAAACCAGCAGUGCCGCCUACAACAGCAGAUCGUUCUUGAGUAGUCGUCAACGCAUUCUGAAUAUGAUCAAAGUGAAUGGCCACAGCUAUCCAAGUACAGCGAGUACUGAUGAUAAGGAGAAGCAAAUGACGCCGAUCACAAAGACCAGUGAUUGGCUGAGCAGGCUGCCCAAUCAGGACUCCAUGUCGGUGCCAGAAUCAAAUUUGAAUUCGGCGGAUUUGCCCGAGCAGGAAAUUCACGAGAUCCGAGAAGAACCUUCGGAGCUCCGCCGCCGCAUCACCGUCGACUUGAAUCCCACCAUCCAUAACAACAAUUCAAAUGUCGAAAUCGAAAGUCACGCCUCCUCAUCAGAUCCACGUGGCAGUCAGAUCAUUGAGAUUACACAGGUGGAGAAGAAAGCGCCGGUGAAGAGAAUCAAGUUCCCAUUGGGAGCAAAGCAAAGUGAACGAGGAUCUCAGCAUCGGACGAAAGUGAUACCACCGGAAUCGCCGGAUUCUGGAACUAAGGAUUAUCGAUUUUAA
Caenorhabditis briggsae is the source of this 4062-nucleotide messenger RNA. RefSeq names its product Protein CBR-LAT-2 (gene Cbr-lat-2). Gene Ontology annotation, biological process: cell surface receptor signaling pathway; adenylate cyclase-activating G protein-coupled receptor signaling pathway. Gene Ontology annotation, cellular component: membrane. The transcript is spliced from 18 exons. NCBI's taxonomy places the organism in Eukaryota, Metazoa, Nematoda, Chromadorea, Rhabditida, Rhabditidae. The record is from RefSeq and is a predicted model, not a curated record. Gene Ontology annotation, molecular function: G protein-coupled receptor activity; carbohydrate binding. The coding region runs from base 1 to 4062 and encodes 1353 amino acids.